This is a messenger RNA of Paramormyrops kingsleyae, 3049 nucleotides long. NCBI's taxonomy places the organism in Eukaryota, Metazoa, Chordata, Actinopteri, Osteoglossiformes, Mormyridae. The record is from RefSeq and is a predicted model, not a curated record.
ACGCGCUUGGGGCCGUGCGGGAAUGGCUGCCGGCUGGUCUGGGGGUUGGGCCGCUCCUAGCGAACGGAGAGUUAAAGAGUUUUUAAUGUCCGCCAUGUUGGCCAUGGCGUAUUGAACCAGGGAGAGAGGGGAACGACUGUAAAAAAAAAAAAAAAAAAAAAAGAGAGACCGAAAGAGAGCGACCAAGAUCCGGGCCUUUCGGGCUCCUCUCGCAUCGCCGUUUGCGUGUGUGUAUAUUUACCAGUCGAACAAGUGACUGUCGGAGAUCGCCACAGACCCAUCCAUGAGAACUCUAACUGGGACAGUUGUGAAUUAUAGGGGAUCGGAUAGAUUUAUUCUGUAUCUCGAAUUAUAAAAAAAAUGAGUAAAUUGUCGUUUCGGGCACGGGCGCUGGACGCUUCCAAGCCUCUACCCGUCUUCCGCUGCGAGGACUUACCCGACCUGCACGAAUAUGCCUCAAUUAACCGGGCAGUGCCGCAGAUGCCGACUGGGAUGGAGAAAGAGGAGGAAUCGGAGCACCAUCUCCAGAGGGCCAUCUCCGCGCAGCAGGUGUACGGCGAAAAGCGGGACAGCAUGGUGAUCCCCGUUCCCGAGGCGGAGAGCAACAUCGCCUACUACGACACCCUCUACCCUGGGGAGUUCCGGAUGCCAAAGCAGCUCAUUCACAUACAGCGUGAGUACAGCACGGUGCGGCCUAGGGUGCGGGCACCCGGGUUGCCCGCUACAAAGGUCUUGCUGGACAGGGCACACUCGGACCUGGACCACGUGUUCCAUGCACUAGAUCCGGACGCUACCCCCCUCACGCCCCAGCCUCUGGACGAUACGAUUGCCAGUACCUCAGAAACAAAUACCUCAGACAGAGCGGCCCCCGGGGGUCGCCAGCAGGUCUUGUUGAACAUUAAGUCGUGCCGGUGGCGGUACUUCAGACCUCGGACGGCGAGGCGGGGUGGUGCGGACGGAGGAGACCCCUCCGGCGCUGGUAGAGCACCAGCGAGCGGACCUGGUUCGCAGGCCAGGACCGGACCCGGAGCGGCCCCCGUUGCCGCAUUCACCAUGGAGCAGUACCAGCAGCACCAGGAGCAGCUAGCGCUAAUGCAGAGGCAGCAGCUGGAGCAGACGCAGCUGCAGCUGCAGCAGGCGAGCGCCGAGCCUCCCGGCAGUAACACGCAGGGAUCGACGUCAAAGACCCUGGACUCGGCAAGUGCCCAGUUUGCGGUCUCUGCACUGGUGACCACGGAGCAGCUGCUGGCGGCCAAGGCCAAAGACGAGACGGCACUCGGGCUCGGCGUCAACGGGGUUCUGCCGGGUUCUGGGGUCUAUAAGACAUCACACCAUGCCAGCGGCUCUCCUGCCCCUGUGGCUCCAACCGGCCAACCAGCUGCAGUUGCCGUGGCAACAACCACCACCACCAUGAUGGCCGGCCCCACCUUCCACCAGCCCCCGGCCAACAACGGCACGACGGUGACUCCCAGCUCCGCCGCCGCCACUCAGGUCCUGAUCGGGAACAACAUCCGCCUGAGCGUGCCCCCACCAGGGGGCGCCCUGAGCCCCAUCGCGACGCUCAACGCGCGCCACAUAUCCCGGACUAUAAACGCUGUCCCGCCGUCCGCCUUAAAGCUGGCCGCCGCGGCCGGGAACUGCCAGAUGCCCAAGGUCACUGCAGCGUCAUCGUUGGACAUGGCACCCAGGGAAAACCACGAUCAAGAAAAGACCACCCUGAACAGUAUAUCAGACAACACAGUGGCCAUGGAGGUGACGUAGUGCACAAGAAGCCGGGGACGCGGCACCUCUUCCGGGUACCAUGGCGACCACGGCAGGAUGGCGCCACGUCCGUCUCCAAGGCAACCGUCGGGACUCUAUUGCAAUGCUCAUCUCUCGUGCUUUUUCCAUUUAUUUGUUACUGUUAAUAAGAGGCAUCAACAUCUGUAAAUUAUGAAUAUGGCAAUUCUAUGUACAGCAACCAUGUAUUUGUAAUACACUUGUAUAUAUGUUACUUGAAUACAGAAUUGUUCAUUUGAUGUUUUGCACUUGGGGGAGAAAAAAAAAUUGGAAAAAAAAAUUGCAACUGGUUAAGUAAAAGGUGAGAGUGUAGCGAAGAUGUCCUCACAUCAUGUGCAUGGUGCAGAACCUGCUGUUUUAUCUAUUUAUUGUGCUGUGUUUACAGUUUCUUUGUACACUGUACCCUCAUUGGUUCCUGUGCUAUAGUGAAUGUGUUAGGUAGCUAUGGACUCCUUGGUAUUUUGUAUAUUUGUGAACAUACCCCCGGCCCCCGUCAGGGCGUCCGCUUGUUCUGUGUAUCACGUGGAAAUAAAUGGUGACAUACAUACAGAAUCGUAGGGGGGGAGGGACAGGGGUUAGGCAUUGGAGUUGUCAGUGGGCAAUCGCUUAUUGGGAUUUUCUGUUUGUGUCCCAAGACGAGUAACAAAGUAGGAAUGAAGUCUCUUCCCAGAAGCCGAUUAACAGAGCACUAUUUUUCUUUAAUUAUUGCUGCUUUUUACGUUUUUGUUUCUAGAGUUCAUUUAAUGAGCGUUUUUUGUUACUCCUCCCCUCCCAUUUUUAUAAAACAUUUAAAGUUAUUUUUGUAUCUCCCCCCAUCCCUCCCCCCCCCAUUGUGAUUGUAUGCCUGUUCUAUUGAAAGACUUCAUUCGUUUUGUUACUUGUUCAUAAAAAGGAUAUAAGGGAGAUAGAGGCAGUACAAGCUGUACGUGUAUCAUCAUUCCGAUUUCUAAAAAACAAAACGGCCUUUUUUUUCCUUUUGGGUUUUUUUUUUUUCUUUUUUUUUCUUUUUUUCCUUUUUUUUCUUUUUUAUUUCUCCAGAAGGCUGAAAGGCCACAACCUGAACUAUGGGGUGCCUUCCUUUGGAAAUGUUCGACCUCUCUUCUGUGAAGAGUACGGUACCAGGCGAGGCUGCGGGUCUCUGUCGGUGCCACAAUCUGAAUGCCCGCUCCAAUGGCAUCAUUUAAUCCCUGAGGUUUUCUAGUCCCACCUGGAAGACGGAAAGUGACACAACUCUCACAAAUAAAUCCCAGGGCAUUCUAUGUUGACCAGC